GCCUCAGCAUACCCAGAGCUGGGAUUAUAGACAACUUAAAGAAGAGAACUACCUUCAAACUGAGCUGGAAAAGAAUAUUUGGACAAUCUAUGAGGAUGGAUGAGUCUUCAAAAGCUAAUCCUCUGAGCUUUGAAAGCACCGCAGUCCCUUUCUUCAUCAUCCUUCUAAUUUGCUUCGUUUGCAUUUUCUUUUUAUUGGUGUUUUUUUUAUAUAAAUGUUUCCAAGACAAAAAAGAUGAAGUAACAGAAAAAAUUCCUUGUAUAGAUGCUAAUGGAGGUGAAGAUUGUUCACCUGCUAAUGAGGAGGCAGACGAGACAGGAGAUCAAGAAAAGGUCCUAAUGCAGAUCAGGGGCUCAAAUGCACCAGUGAGGCCUGGCAUUCUUGUCCAGAGACAGAAUAAGGUGGUGACAUCCUUAGGAAACAUAGAGGGCAUGGAGGCAGAGAAAGAGGAUAAAAUGAAAGACAGGCAAAGGCCUGAGGAUGCUGGAGAGGUGAAUCAAGAGGGUGAAAAUUUGAGGGAAGCACUCAUACCGUCAAUUACUGAAAGCUAAAAAAGACCUUUAAAAGGAGUGACAUUUUCUAAGGAGGUCAAAUACACAUGUAAUAAGCACCCUUAAGCAUUCUUACACAUAGAGCUCAACAGUGCAUUCAGUCGUUGUGUGACCAUCAUCACCAUCCCUCCACAGAGCUCUUCGUCUUGGAAAACAGACUCUGUGCCCUAACACCAACUUACAUUCCUUCCUCCUCGGUGGCAGCUAGACUUUUACUGUGUCUCUGUAGAUUUGAUUACUGUAUUACCUUUAUGUAAGUGAAUCAUACAUAUUUAUUCUUUUGUGCCUGGCUUGCUUCACUUAGCAUAAUAGCCUUAAAGUCCAACUAUGUAUGUGCCUUCCCUUUUAAGCUGGAAUAAUAUUCCAGUUGUGUAUAAAUGCCAGUUUGUUCACCCCUUUAUAUGUUGAUGGAUGCUUAGAUUGCUUCCAUCUUUUGGUUAUUGUGAAUAAUGCUGCUGUGGAUAUUUAAAAUGUUAAUCUAAGAAAGUUCAGACUCAUUUGCGUCACUAUUUAUAAAAACCUGUAUG
This is a messenger RNA of Fukomys damarensis (Damara mole-rat), 1078 nucleotides long. RefSeq names its product chromosome unknown C2orf74 homolog (gene Dema1). Lineage: Eukaryota; Metazoa; Chordata; Mammalia; Rodentia; Bathyergidae. The record is from RefSeq and is a predicted model, not a curated record. Bases 90 to 551 code for a protein of 153 amino acids. The transcript has 6 exons.